AUGAGCAAGUCGAGACUUCAAGCGAAGUGGCGAAACUUUUUUUGUAUGUUGGACGAAGAUGGUGACGAGCAGAUUACAGUGGAAGAUUUUGGCCUAAAGGCUCAGCGGAUCAUAGACAGUUACGGACUGGAAGAGCUGCUCAGAGUGAGGUGCACACAGAUCCUAUUGAGGUGGUGGCACAUCUGCCAGGAUCUCCUUGGAGAUCCGAAACCCAAGAAAGUCUCCAAACAGCAGUUUGUGGAAAUCUUGAGCAAGCUUUACUGCACUGACAAAGAUAAACUGGAGCAGACUAUGAGGGAAUUGAGCAUGUAUCUAUUCGAUCUGAUGGACGCGGAUGGGGACGGGUCGAUUACGUCGGACGAACUAGACAAGAUGAACAAAUGCUUAGGGAUGAAGAACAGCUCACUGAACGCCGCCAUCUUUGACGCCUGGGACGAGGAUCAAGACGGUGAAAUCUCGCGACAGGAGUAUUCAACAGGCAUGAUAGCUUAUCUGACCAGUAAUGACCCACAGAAUGACUAUGGCUUUGUGUUUCAGUAUGAGCAAAACGUGAUCCACAACAAGAGAAGAUAA
Molecule: messenger RNA, 573 nt
Organism: Liolophura sinensis
Lineage: Eukaryota; Metazoa; Mollusca; Polyplacophora; Chitonida; Chitonidae
Product: calmodulin-like
Exons: 1
Coding region: 1-573 (190 amino acids)
Molecular function (GO): calcium ion binding
Source: RefSeq, a predicted model, not a curated record